GGUAGCACAUGAUUGGGAUUUCUUUAAUCUCUUCUUUUGAGUUUUUUGACUGUUGGAAAUGCCUUGGAAAAGGUGCUUCACUCACUCUGGAAUUCCUUCUAUUUCUUUUCAGAUCUCCUCUGAUGAUUCUCUUACAAACAAUGGCUGCUUCUGCUUUUCCCUGUUCCCAAAUUCCCCUUCUCCCACAUGUAAAAGUAGUUGCAGAAAGCACAUAAAAUUUUGUUUCUUUCUUUUCCUCUUUCGUACCUUUGAUCUAUCUCAUCAGUUUCUGUUUGAUUAGAAGCAAAAAUCUUUCUCCUUGCAUGCUUUUCUGAUGGGGUUUAGCUCAGUUUUGAGUUCCAAAAACAUGAAGAAUUCCUGGGUUUCUUUCUGUCUUUUGUUUCCUGCUUUUGUUUUAGCUGUUCUUGUUCCAGUUGCAACUGGACAACUUUCUCCAAGUGAAACCAGAAUUCUCUUCCAAAUUCAAAAGAUUUUGGAAUAUCCUGUUGCUCUUCAAGGAUGGUCAAACUGGACAAACUUCUGCUAUUUACCUCCUUCUUCACUUAGAAUUGUCUGUUCUGGUACUCACAUAACAGAAUUAACUGUCAUUGGAAACAAAAGCUCUCCUUCAAAAACCCCAAAAUCCGCCCCUGUAAGUUCCAUCCCUUCCCAGCAGACUCUAUCCAAAAGCUUCUCUAUUGAUUCCUUCUUCACUGUUCUCACCAAGCUUUCAAACUUGAAAGUCUUAUCAUUAGUAUCUUUGGGAUUGUGGGGUCCUUUGCCUUCUAAAAUCAACAGGCUCUCAUCUCUGCAAGUGCUUAAUAUAAGCUCAAAUUUCAUCUAUGGAGACAUUCCACCAACAAUCUCAAAACUUCAAAGCCUCAAGAGCCUUGUUUUGGCUGACAAUUUGCUCAGUGGAAGUGUCCCAGAUCUUAGAAGCCUUGCAAUUCUUGAAGAGCUCAAUUUAGGACAAAAUCAACUGGGACAAAAAGUUCCUCCUCUGGGUGAAACUCUUGUGAUCAUCAUACUAAGAAAAAACUUCUUCAGAUCUGAAAUCCCUUCCAGAAUCAUGGAACUCAAUAAGCUUCAGCUACUAGAUAUUUCCUUUAACAAAUUUCUUGGGCCAAUCCAUUCCUCUCUUUUCUCUCUACCUGCAAUUCAGUACCUCAACCUAGCUUAUAACCAAUUAAGUGGGGCACUCUCUGUUAACACAACUUGCAACAAAAACCUCAACUUUGUAGACAUUUCACACAACCUCUUGAUAGGGAAAUUACCUUCUUGCAUCGGAUCAAAUUCGCCGAGUCGGACGGUGAAUAUUUCAUGGAACUGCAUGUCAAGUGGAAACUCGAAGUACCAGCACUCUGAUUCCUACUGCCAUAAGGAAGCAAUGGCUGUGAAGCCUCCAGGUGACCUCCAGAAACAGAAACUUAGCAACAAAUUGGGUCUCACGCUUGCCCUCAUUGGAGGCGUAGUAGGAAUGUCAGGUGUUGUUCUGUUAUUGGUUUGUGCAAUCAUCCGAAAAAUAAGAAGACGACGACUUGAAGAGAACAAAUAUGAGAAAUCUGCCGCUGAUAAACUUGGCUCUCCACUGCCUAACAGACGUGUGCCCCAGACAAGGUUACCAGCACUUGGGCUGCCGCCUUAUCGGGUCUUCACAUUGGAAGAGAUCGAUGAGGCCACAAAAAACUUCAACCCAUCAAGCUUGGCCUCUGAAGGGUUCCAAGCAGAGAUAUAUAAAGGGUGGUUGACUGAUGGUUCAGUGGUCCUGAUCAAAUGCUUCAAACUAAAGCAAAAACUUCAACCUCAAACCUUAGCGCGGCACAUUGAAGAAUUGCAAAAUCUGAGGCAUCGGCAUUUGGUCAGCAUUCUUGGACACUGCACCAUCACUAAUCAAGACCAUCUAAACCCAGCCAGCACUGUCUUCGUUGUGAAUGAAUACGUAUCCAACGGCUCAUUGAAGGAUUGUCUCACAGAUUGGAAAAGGAAGGAGGCUUUGAAAUGGCCUCAGAGAAUGGGAAUUACCAUUGGAAUCGCCCGGGGAAUACAACAUCUGCACACCGGCAUGGUGCCUGGCAUCUUCGGGAACGAUAUCAAGGUCGAAAACAUUUUGUUAGACGAGACGCUGACUGCAAAAAUAAGCAACUACAACAUUCUCAUGCCGCUUAAGGAUGAGGGUGGGCUGCGUUUGCCGAAAGGAAGCGAAAAUCCAGAGAAAGAAGAUAUCUUUCAAUUUGGUGCCAUUCUGCUACAAGUCAUCACUGGUAGACGGGUCACAGAGACCAGUGAAUUGGAUGAUACGAAGAGUGAGCUUGAAAGUGGCUUGGCAGAAGGACUAAAAUUACGGGGCUUUAUUGAUUCUUCAAUUCUGGGUUCUUUUGCAUUUGACUCCCUGAAAACCACAAUUCAAAUCGCCAUCAACUGCCUUAGCAAAGAUCCAAGCAAGCGUCCUUCCAUUGAAGAUGUAAUCUGGAAUUUGCAGUACUCAAUGCAGGUUCAAGAAGGAUGGACAAGUAGUGGAGGAAACCUCGGAACUUUCAUAUAGAUCAAUCCGUUGAGGGUGGGAAUAAAUGUAACUACAGUUUACAAGUAUACAGCUCGUAUUUUUCCUUUUUCUAAGCCCUUGUCUAAGUUGGCGAUAAAGUUUGGUACAGAAAGGUUACCAUCACUUCCACAUUAGCCCUUGAUCAUCCGUAAUUCUUCAUGGUA
Molecule: messenger RNA, 2685 nt
Organism: Momordica charantia (bitter melon)
Lineage: Eukaryota; Viridiplantae; Streptophyta; Magnoliopsida; Cucurbitales; Cucurbitaceae
Product: Leucine-rich repeat protein kinase family protein
Biological process (GO): protein phosphorylation
Molecular function (GO): protein binding; ATP binding; protein kinase activity
Source: RefSeq, a predicted model, not a curated record